Messenger RNA from Tarenaya hassleriana, 895 nucleotides. RefSeq names its product autophagy-related protein 101-like. Gene Ontology annotation, biological process: autophagosome assembly; autophagy. Lineage: Eukaryota; Viridiplantae; Streptophyta; Magnoliopsida; Brassicales; Cleomaceae. The record is from RefSeq and is a predicted model, not a curated record. Bases 107 to 760 code for a protein of 217 amino acids. Gene Ontology annotation, cellular component: phagophore assembly site. The transcript is spliced from 7 exons.
CCAAAACCAAAUCGCCGAGGAGUUUUGUUUCAGUUUCUUCCAAGUCUCAAAGAACAUAAAUCACCGUCUCCGAUCCUGCAAUUCCCGAAUUUUUGCUGCGGUGACUAUGAAUUGCGAAGUUUGUCAGCUGAGGGAACUGGAAGUCGAACACUUUGAGAUACGUGAGGUUCUUCGCUGCAUUCUACAUACAAUUGUCUUUCAUCGGGCGCUUGGUCUUAUUCGGCCUAAGGAUAUUGAUCUUGAGCUUUUUGAUAUCACUUAUGUACAAUGCGGUGAGAAGGAAGUGGAAAAGAAAAUCGACGAGAAAAUAGACCAAUUCAUAAGUUGGGUUGAUAAGCACCCAAACAAGAAAAGCCAGAUAUGUUUAUCAUUUUAUGAAGUUAAAAGCAAACAGCCAUCUUGGUUCACAAAUAAAAUCGAACGGCUUUACUGGGAGCAAUGGUACAUCAAUCUAAACGUGACUCAGCCUGCCAAAUCCCAAACCAUAAAGCCCCAUCUUUCUAAAGUACUUGUAAACCCAGGAGAGGCGUCGGACCAGGAGAGAGGUGCUCGUAGGACAUUGCUCGAGGCAUCAGUUCAAGAGGUCCUUUUCCAAAUCAUAAAGUUUGUGAACGAGAAAAAGGAUCAUGUUCCUCCCAUAACUGAUGGUGUGCUCUACUUCCCAUUUGAGAUUACUAUCCCAAGCUCGUCGGAUUCUGCCUUUGGGAUGGAUAUGAUAAAGAGGAUGCUCCAAACAGGCCACCCGACCAUGCUCAGCUAAAAUCCAGCCCCAUAGUUCCUCAGGAAUAAGUCCACUUACUGUCGGUUACAUUUACAUAUAUGCUGCAACAGGGUCAGACCUAUCUAUCCCAUCAGAUUUCUGUAUAUAUAUAUAAUAUAUGCUCAUUUGUUGCUU